AUGUGCAUUAAUACAGUGAAUAUGUUGUCAGGAUUAUUAAUUGCUUUGUUGUUGUUCUUCGACUGUACUUUAGGUAAGAGGGUACCAUGUGCCUUCACAGACGAAAAAUGUUUAACAGAAAGUUGUGACCGAUCCUUUAAGAAGUUCAUAAAUGGCAAAAGUGGAGCCCAGUCUUCCGACCCCAUGCAUCUGGAUUCAAUGACAUUUGAUCUGCCUGAAAUUAAAUACGUUGUAAAAAACAAUUUCUUUGUGGGAAUGUCGAAUUGCCAUGUCGUGCUAACUCGAAUUUCACUGGAGGGCAGUACGUUCGUAUACAACAUUUCCUGUCCAAGUCUUACUAUGAAAAUGGAUUAUGAUAUGAAAGGUCAACUAGGUUCCAAAAACAUCGAUGAAAAAGGGAACUGUGAAGUCAAUUUUGAUGACUACCUUCUAAGAUUUGUGGGAGACUACAGCCAAUACAAUGGUGUGGAUAACAAGAUUCAUCUUCAAGCUAAAAGCUACAAAUUCACGCCCGACAAUAAAGCAAGAGUGCACUACGAAUGUAAAAAACAAUCAAGCGGUGAUAAGCUAAAAUCUAACAAAUGGCGUGAUACACAUCAACAAGCCGCUAAGAAUUUACUACAGAGUUUCAUGGCAAAAUAUAUGAGAAACGUUAAUCGUUUCUUGGAAAAGACUUCUAAUGAAGAUUUAUUCUACCAGGAAUUAUAA
This is a messenger RNA of Spodoptera littoralis (African cotton leafworm), 708 nucleotides long. The record is from the annotation of a GenBank genome assembly. Lineage: Eukaryota; Metazoa; Arthropoda; Insecta; Lepidoptera; Noctuidae.